AUGGAGUCUGAGAACGCUCAAGAAGCUUCCCUAGAGGGAGAUAAACACCCCGCCCCGGUCGUUGAGCUUCCCCUCAACGCAUCUGACACGCAAAACACCGAUGAUCCUACAUCAGACUCCGCAAAGCCAGCCGUGAAACUUCAAUUCGCCUAUCCUGUGAUGUCCGAUGCUCUGAGUGCAUUGAUUGAAGGAAAUAUCACAGUUGUCGAGUGGGGAUCUCAAGUUCAAUACCGAUGCGGGUAUGCAGAAGUCCUAAUUCGCGUUGAGUGGGCGGUGCCCGACGAGCAGUUGUCUGUGGCCUCGCAGAUUCUGAUUGAUCAUGGCUUCCCUCUUCUAGAGCAUGGUUGGAAUCAACUGGUUCUUGGAAUGUGGGGGACCAACUGUAUACCCCAUGAUCUUGACGGAGCUGGGCAUAAAAAAGUUCACCUCCUUCCACUUUCCCUCGUUGGAUUCACCCUCGAAGAAACUAUCGAGGUGCCAUCAACAUUCAAUCCUGAACUUACUCUGCGCACUCCCAAGCCCCCACGAUACUUUCUAUCAUUAUUCAGACACCUCCUACAACUACCGCUUGCCGACUGUAGCCGGAUCCGAGUUACCAAAGACAUAUGCUCAUUCAUUCUGGGCUCUGUUAUCCAUUCCCUACCUUCCCACACUCCUCGCUGGAUUGUCGACGCAGAAAGCGAUGAAGACUAUCAAAAAAGGGUUGAACAAGGGAUUCUGGAAAUGAAAUCGUGGGAUUGGGGUGAGGUGGAACCAAGAUACCUUGAAAUGGUGGAGCGUGCUGUUCGUGAUUGUCACUACACCGAAACCUUGACCGAUGUUGUUGAUGACGAAGAUGAGGAUGGUUCAUCGGCCCGUAAGAUCCACCGAUUUCCUAUUCCAAGUUUUCCUAGGGAUUUGGUGUAA
Messenger RNA from Penicillium verhagenii, 906 nucleotides. RefSeq lists its product as uncharacterized. The record is from RefSeq and is a predicted model, not a curated record. Lineage: Eukaryota; Fungi; Ascomycota; Eurotiomycetes; Eurotiales; Aspergillaceae. The transcript has 2 exons. Bases 1 to 906 code for a protein of 301 amino acids.